AUGAACGACGAUGGUGAAUUACCUUCUAUAUUCAAUAAUACUCAAACAACAGAUAAUCCACCAUUAUUUACUUGUUCACUUAAAUUAGACAAACAUGAUUAUGAAAAAAAAAUGCAAUUAGAACGAACAUUUCGUCAAUUUAUUGAGGAAGUACGUUUAAAACGAGCUAAUCUUCCACCAGAAGUACAAACAGAAAUAAUAUCAAAAUCUGCUCCACUAGAAUAUUAUGAUAAUUAUUUUAUUGAUCGAAAUGGUGAUGAAUUAUCAUCAAUUAAUGUUGGUGCACUUCAACAAGGUUGGCUUAUACCGGAUUAUGAACAAGUCUAUCGUAUAGCAUUACCUGAUAGUGAACAACAUGCAUCAUUACAACGAGCACGUCGGCCUAAACCAUCAUGUUUUAAUUGUGGAGCACAAGAUCAUGGUGUUCAAGGAUGUCCAAUGAAAUUAGAUAGUGAAAGAAUACGUCGUAGUCGAGAACAAUAUCAAGAACAAAUGGCGGAUGCAUUUGGUUAUAAUGAUUUAUCACAAAUAAAUAGUGGAUAUGGAAAUAGUAAUGAACCAGCAAGUCGAUAUCAUGAAGAUUCGUAUCAAUCAAGCUUAAAUGAUCAAGUUAUUAUUGAAGAACGUUUUCGACGAUUUGCACCUGGUUGUGUUGGUUAUGAAUUACGACAAGCAUUAGGUUUACGAGAUAAUCAAAUACCAAUGUAUAUUUAUAAUAUGCGUCGUUGUGGUUAUCCACCUGGAUGGUUACGUGAAGCACGUGUUAAAAAAUCUGGUUUACAAGUAUUUCAUGAUAAUGAAGAAGGUGAAAUAAUUGAAACGAAAAAAUCUGAACCAAUUGAUCCAACUGGACAGGAUAAUGUUUUUCCUGGUGCAUUAUUAGAAGAUAAUGUACAAACACAAGCUGAUUUAAAUGUUGAAGAUAGUUAUGAAUAUGAUUUUGAUAAAGUUGUUUCUUAUCCAGGUUUUAAUGUUCAAUUACCAGAUGGAUUUAUUGAUGAAUCUUAUACAUGUCCAACUUUACCAGCAUUUGAUAAACAACAAAGUAAAGAAAAUCUUAUUGAAGAAAUGUAUCUUUUAAAAAAACCUUCACUUAAACGUAAAUCAACACUUGAAACAUAUAAACCAACACCAAUUGAAGAACUUAAUACACCUAAACAAGCAAAAGUAUCAUCUCUUACAAAUGAAUCUAAUUCAUCAUCAAUAAUAAAUGAAAAUGUACAAUCAUCAGCAAAUUAUGAGCAAAAAAGUCUUGGACAAAUUUCUGGUACACCUUUAUGGAUGUUUAGUAAUGCUCCAAAAUUAAAUGUAACACAACAAUUACCAAGUCGAAAUCAAUUUCAACAAGGCAUUUGUGAUCAUUUACCAUUCGAAAAUUUACCUUCAUAUCAAACAGAAAAAGUUGGACGUAUUUUUGAUUUGCUCAAAGAUGUACAAAAGCGACUUGAAAGUCUUAAUAAUGAUCCAUCAUCUGUAUCGAAAGCAGACGAUUCGAAAAAUGAUAAUAAUAUGCAAAUGUCUCCAGAACAUACACCUGAAUCUUAG
Molecule: messenger RNA, 1545 nt
Organism: Adineta steineri
Lineage: Eukaryota; Metazoa; Rotifera; Eurotatoria; Adinetida; Adinetidae
Source: the annotation of a GenBank genome assembly